This is a messenger RNA of Artibeus jamaicensis (Jamaican fruit-eating bat), 5375 nucleotides long. RefSeq names its product ecto-NOX disulfide-thiol exchanger 2 (gene ENOX2). Gene Ontology annotation, cellular component: plasma membrane; external side of plasma membrane. The record is from RefSeq and is a predicted model, not a curated record. Lineage: Eukaryota; Metazoa; Chordata; Mammalia; Chiroptera; Phyllostomidae. Gene Ontology annotation, biological process: ultradian rhythm. The transcript is spliced from 16 exons. Bases 964 to 2820 code for a protein of 618 amino acids. Gene Ontology annotation, molecular function: RNA binding; protein-disulfide reductase activity.
UGUGGUUUUAAUUUGCAUCUCUGAUGAUUAGUGAUAUUGAGCAUCUCUUCAUAUGUCUAUUGGCCAUCUGUAUGUCUUCUUUGGAGAUGCAUCUAUUCAGGUCCUUUGCCCAUUUUUAAAUUGGGUUGUUUGGUUUUUUGGUGUUGAGUUUUACAAAAUCUUUAUAAAUGUUGGAUAUUAGCUGCCUCGUCAGAUGUAUUGGCAAAUAUGUUUUCCCAUUCUGUGGGUUCUCUUUUUCUUUUGUUGAUGGUUUCCUUUGCUGUGUGAAAACUUUUUUGGCCCCAUCCAACCACCCACCCUUUCUUUCCCUAACCAGGUCUUUGGAGUGAAAACAGGGUCCCUUCAAAUUUUCAGAAGGGAUAGGGAACAGAAGAGGAAAAGAAUCUCACUUUUGAGAUAUGUGGUUAAGAUUCAGUUCAAUGUUCUGAUGAGAGCAAAAGGCAAGAUAGACCUAUUUUUGAAACACUGCACAUUAGGGGUUUCCAGCAAGGACAGAUAGCACUAAUGUAGACAAACUGUUAUGUAGCACAGUAACUAGAAAAUAAAAAAGGCUGUGCAAAAUACUCAAAACACUCUAUUAAUGAUUUUAUUAUUAUAAAUGGAUGCAAAAGUGCUGAGGGAUUAGUGGAAGGGGAUAUUGGUGGAAUAGGUACCUGUGGAGGGUCAAGCCAAACCCUGGAAAUGCUGAAGGCUUGAAACUCAUCUGACUUCAGAUCAAUCCUGGUGGUCUUUGUAAAGAAGGGGAACCUGAUUUGAGAUCAAUUCUUGGAGAACCCAAAGAAGUGUGGUGGCAAGUUCCAAGUGAUUGAACCAGCUGCCCUUUGACCCUGCCAACAACAACGAACCCCUGCAAUUUGGUAGUACUAGUGGCCCUCUGGUCACAGAAGGCCUCAUUGAGAAUGGAGGAGAGUCAAGCAAGAAAAGAAAGAGAACAAAUGCUCCUUCAGAAAUGACUAGAAACCUAUGUCCAUGGUUCAGAACCACACAAUGCAAAGAAAUUUUAUGUGGAUGUGGGUCUGUGAAAUAAGCAUUGAAGCUGAUAAUAGUAGAACUCUGAAUGUGGAUUCCACUGCAAUGACGCUUCCUAUGUCUGACCCAACUGCAUGGGCCACAGCAAUGAAUAAUCUUGGAAUGGCACCACUGGGAAUUGCUGGACAACCAAUUUUGCCUGACUUUGAUCCUGCUCUUGGAAUGAUGACUGGAAUUCCACCAAUAACUCCAAUGAUGCCUGGCUUGGGAAUAGUACCUCCUCCAAUUCCACCAGAUAUGCCAGUAGUAAAAGAGAUCAUACACUGUAAAAGCUGCACACUUUUCCCUCCAAAUCCAAAUCUUCCACCCCCUGCAACCCGAGAACGACCACCAGGAUGCAAAACAGUAUUUGUGGGUGGCCUGCCUGAAAAUGGGACAGAGCAGAUCAUUGUAGAAGUAUUCGAACAAUGUGGAGAGAUCAUUGCUAUUCGGAAGAGCAAAAAGAACUUUUGUCACAUUCGCUUUGCUGAGGAGUACAUGGUGGACAAAGCCCUUUAUCUUUCUGGUUACCGCAUUCGCCUAGGCUCUAGCACUGACAAGAAGGACACAGGCCGGCUCCACGUUGAUUUUGCACAGGCUCGAGAUGACCUCUAUGAGUGGGAAUGCAAACAGCGUAUGCUAGCAAGGGAGGAACGCCACCGUAGAAGGAUGGAAGAAGAAAGAUUGCGCCCACCAUCCCCACCUCCAGUGGUUCACUAUUCAGAUCAUGAAUGCAGCAUUGUUGCUGAAAAACUAAAAGAUGAUUCCAAAUUCUCAGAAGCUGUCCAGACCUUGCUUACUUGGAUAGAGCGAGGAGAGGUGAACCGGCGGAGCGCCAACAACUUCUACUCCAUGAUCCAGUCAGCCAACAGCCAUGUCCGCCGCCUGGUGAAUGAGAAAGCUGCUCAUGAGAAAGACAUGGAAGAAGCAAAGGAGAAAUUCAAGCAGGCCCUUUCUGGAAUUCUCAUUCAAUUUGAGCAGAUAGUAGCUGUGUACCAUUCUGCCUCCAAACAAAAGGCAUGGGACCACUUCACAAAAGCUCAACGUAAAAACAUCAGUGUUUGGUGCAAACAAGCUGAGGAAAUUCGCAACAUACAUAAUGAUGAAUUAAUGGGAAUCAGGAGAGAAGAAGAAAUGGAGAUGUCUGAUGAUGAAAUAGAAGAAACAACAGAAACAAAAGAAACUGAGGAAUCAGCCUUAGUAUCACAGGCAGAAGCUCUGAAGGAAGAAAAUGACAGCCUCCGUUGGCAGCUUGAUGCAUAUCGGAAUGAAGUAGAACUCCUUAAGCAAGAACAAGGUAAAGCCCACAGAGAAGAUGACCCAAACAAGGAACAGCAGUUAAAACUCCUGCAACAAGCCUUGCAAGGGAUGCAACAGCAUCUACUCAAAGUCCAAGAGGAAUACAAAAGGAAAGAAGCUGAACUUGAAAAAAUCAAAGAUGAUAAGUUACAUGUGGAAAAAAUGUUGGAAAACCUUAAAGAAAAGGAAAACUGUGCUUCUAGACUGUGUGCAUCAAGCCAGGAUAGUGACUACCCUCUUGAGAAGACCCUGAACAGCAGUCCUAUCAAAUCUGAACGUGAAGCAUUGCUAGUGGGGAUUAUCUCCACAUUUCUUCAUGUCCACCCAUUUGGAGCAAGCAUUGAAUAUAUCUGUUCCUAUCUGCACCGUCUAGACAGUAAGAUCUGCACCAGUGAUGUGGAAUGUCUCAUGAGCAGACUUCAGUAUACCUUCAAACAAGAAAUGACUGGAGUUGGAGCUAGUCUGGAGAAGAGAUGGAAAUUCUGUGGCUUUGAGGGAUUGAAACUGACCUGAAUCCAUCUGCCUAACAACCUGGGAUCCCUAAAAUAAAUGUGUGUUGGAAAAGCUUAGAAAGUGAUUUCUAUUUUCAAUGGUUUCCAAGUGAAAAUUGAUUUAAAUUGUUCAGUUCAUUCCUGACAUCUAUUUUGAUGUAAAACAAGGAUCCUACAGCACCUUGAGCUACAGGCCCUAAAAAAAAUUGACUCAAACCUCAAGUGCUGUAACUUCCUCCCUUUUUGUCCAUUGAUUGUCUUUGUUUUUAUUAGUAGUAUUGAAAAAAGCCUGAUUCUAAAGAGUAUUUGGAGUGUUUUCAGUGUUUGUGUUACAGUGUCUGUAGACUUUGGUAUUUUUAAAAACACCGUUAACUGAAAUAUUUUGAUUUGUGUGUGACUUGUGUUUCAAAAUUUCUCUUCAUGUUAGUGUUGCUGCAGGUGAAAGGAGUGUGAGGAGCUCUAGCUACUUCAUAACUGACAUCUUUCCAAUCCCUAGUAAGUGGAUAACACAUCAGUGUCUUCUGGAAGGUGUUUGACCAAGCACACCUUUUAAAAGACAAAGCAUGAUUUGUGGCUUUUACAAAAUUACUGUGAAGCAAAAGUUGACAACUGUUCCAAACUUAUUUUCUCUCAUAUAUCAGACAAAAAGUUUAUUUCAGAAUAUAAAAAGGUCUAGAUAUAUGUGCAGGAUACAAGUGUCCAGUAUGACUGGCAUAUGUACGUGCUAUUCAGAAUCACCUUGUAAAUAGUCUGCUUUUAAAGGAGGGCAUGUUUAGUUUUCUAAGAAUUAAAACACAUGUGUGCAUUGUGUACAUGUGCACACACACAUUAGCAAAAGGGAUUUAUUUUAAUAUGUUUCCCACCCGGCCUUCUUACAACAUCUGUUGGUCCCUUUUCUUCUGCUGUCAGUGUGUUGAAUUGCUAACCAUGUACUGCUGUAAAUGUUACGUUUACUUCAUGUUGAAUAUUUGCAAAGAGUUGAUAUGAGUAUUAAUAGAAAACUGUUGGUGAUGAAUAAAUAAUGGGCCAGGUUGUGUGAGGCUUCCUGCAAACACGUUAGUUCCACCUGGAGUGCCAGGGACACCUUCAGAUUGCAAUGGCAGUGUGGGUGGACCAGUCAUGAGGUCCUUCUUGAUGGGAGAAAAAGGGAAACAAUGAGGAUUUGAGGCUAAUACCCUGAGGUAGAGAUGAUCUUUUCUUUUGUAGUGUUGGUGGUGCUUGUAAUAAUACAAGUGUGCCCUCCUUUGAGUCUCGAUUCAAAAUAACUGAAUAUACUAAGUAAGCAAAGCUGAUGAACAGUAUUUCAGGAAAAUGCUUUGUAAAUGGGAUGUCAGUAGUGUUCAAAGUUGUAUUUUUAAAAGAUAAAUAUUCAUUUUUAUACCUCAAUUUGGUGUUCUGUUUUGAAUUACUUGCUCUCUAAGUAAUCCUUCAGUAAAUCAUCUCAGCUUCUUCCUUUCAGUUACCAGGAUGUUGUAAGAACAUGCUAAACCAUCUGUCUUGACAACUAGAAAUAGGGUUCCAUGGCAGCACAUUCAUGCUGAAAGCUGGCUUUCCUUAAGCACCCAGCUGUGGCACCAGCAGGAAGCUGGGGUUAUUUUUACACUAGCUGCUUCACUGAAGCAUCUCUGCCAUCAACACUACAGAAGGAUUUGAUUCAUCUGUUUAAGAGGUCCUAGAAUGUAUUAUUUUAACAAUAUUAAGAAAAUCAAGGGAAAUUUGCCACUAAUGAACUAUAUCUUCUUUAAAUAAGUUAAAUAAAAUGAAAUUUUAAAGCUACAACUGCCACAACCAAGCCCCUUGCUCUCCUUCACUUAAUCUAUUUGUACUAUAAAUGGUCUCUUGCUAGUAUUUCUGCCAAUUUAGUACAGGUAUACGUACUUCAGCCUGCUUACAUGUACUAGUCAUGAUGGUUAAUUUUGUGAGUCAACUUGGCUAGGCAAUAGUGCCCAGUAGCUUGGUCAAACACCAGUCUAGAUGUUGCUGGGAAGGUAUUUUUGAGAUAUAAUUAACACUGAAACCAGCAGACUUUUAGUACAGCAAACUACCAUAUUUUGCCAUAUAACAUGCACACUUUUAGCUCACAUUUUUGAGGGAAAAAGAAGGAUUUGCAUUAUACAUGGAUAGCGAUCACAUACCAUAAUUCCAUGUAUAAUGCGCACAAAUGUGUGUGUACAUUAUACAUGACAAAAUGAUAUCCUUCAUAAAGUAAUUGGGUCUCAUCCAAUCAAUAAGAGGCCUUAAGAGAAAAGAUUGAAGUCUUCUGAGGAGAAAGUAAUUGCUACUCCAGAUUGACUUUGGACUAAAGACUGCAGCAUUAACAUCUGCCAGAAUGAUUUGCAGACCACUGGCCAGCCCAACAAAUUUCAAAUUUGCCAAUCCCCAUAAUCACAUGAGCCAAUUCCUUAAAAUAAAUCUCUCAUGUGUGCUUAUGCACACACACAUACACACAUCUCAUUGGUUCUGUUUCUUUGGAGAAUCCUGACAAAUAUACUAGUUCAGAGUAGUUAUAAUAUGUAAAAAUAGGAUGUUUGGAUUAUAUUACAUAUUCAAAUUGUAAUACAUACCAUCUCCCACAAA